UGGGCGCACACUUUCGCAGAGUGCAGUUUGAACUCGGUCAGGACACAGGUCCGAUUUUUUUAGACAAGUCUCCGCCUAAAAAAAAUGCGCUUUGAGGAACUGAUACUCUGAGGAAUUACAGUAUUCUUGGACGCCUUUGGAAGAGUAAAAAAAAAAAAAUGUUAUUUGUUUCUUCAAAUGGGAAUUACAUGCGCGCGUAAAACUUUCGGCGAACUUUCCUCCUCAGUGAAUCCUCUCUGAGCAACGAAACGCGAAACAUCAUGCCGGAGCGAAUCAGUAUCUCGGACUUUGUGGUCCUGACAAACGAGGACUUGUCUUCGCCGGGGACUUCGAGUUUCCAGUCUAAAAUGAGUGACUGUCGGAACACAGUUUCGACCGUGGAGGAGUCUCUUGAGAUGGACCUCACGACUCUACAGAAAAUGAAGAAGAUGAUCAAAACUAUACACACCUCUGGACUCGCUCAUGUGGACAACAAAGAGCAGUAUAUCGAGGUGCUGGAGAACCUGGGGAACAGUCACCUCACGCAGGACAACAACGAAGUCUCCACCGGCUUCCUCAACCUGGCAGUGUUCACCCGAGAGGUCACGGCCCUCUUCAAAAAUCUGGUGCAAAACCUCAACAACAUCCUAUCGUUUCCUUUGGAGAACGUGCUGAAGUCGGAGCUCCGGGACGGCAGACUAGAGCUCAAGAAACAGAUGGAGAAAAGUUGGAAGGAGUAUGACAUCAAAAUAGGGAAGCUCGAGAAGGAGAGGAAGAGCAGGCAGCUGGGGUUGAUCAGGACGGAGGGAUCCGACGGAGGGGAGGACAUAGAGCGAGAGAGACGGACCUUUCAGCUGCAGAUGUGUGAGUAUCUUUUGAAGAUCCAGGAGCUGAAGGUGCGUCAGGGCCCGGAUCUCCUCCAGAGCCUUAUCAAAUAUUUUCAGGCCCAGCUCAGUUUCUUUCAGGACGGCCUGAAAGCUGCAGAGAAUCUGGCUCCGUUUGUUGAGAAGCUUGCUGCUUCUGUUCACACGGUGCGUAUGGAGCAGGACGAGGAGGUCAAACAGCUCACACAGUUGAGGGAUUCUCUAAGAUUACUCCUGCAAGUGGAGGGGAAAGAGGAGUACCUGAACAGGAAGAACUCUGGCAACGGUUACAGCAUCCACCAACCACAGGGCAACAAGAAGUAUGGCACGGAGAAAUCCGGCUUCCUGCUCAAGAAGAGUGACGGGAUCAGGAAGGUUUGGCAGAAGAGGAAGUGUGGAGUGAAAUUUGGCUGCCUGACAAUUUCUCACAGUACGAUCAAUCGACCUCCAGCCAAAUUGAACCUCCUGACCUGUCAGGUGCGUCCGAACCCAGACGACAGAAGGACCUUUGACCUGGUGACUCAUAAUCGUACGUACCAUUUCCAGACCGAAGACGAGCAGGAAUGUAUGAUCUGGGUGUCAGUCCUGCAGAACAGUAAAGAGGAGGCCCUGAACACGGCGUUAGGAGGAGACCAGCUCCACCUCCAGGACAGCGGGCUUCAGGAACUUUCCAGAUCCAUCAUCGCUGAGCUCCGACACAUGCCCGGCAACGAGGCCUGCGCUGACUGUGGAGCUGCAGAUCCAACAUGGCUGUCGACCAAUCUGGGCAUCCUGACGUGUAUAGAGUGCUCUGGCAUCCACAGGGAGCUGGGGGUCCACUACUCCAGGAUCCAGUCCCUCACUCUGGACCUGCUGAGCACCUCUGAGCUUCUGUUGGCAGUCAGUAUUGGCAACACUCGAUUCAAUGACGUCAUGGAGGCGGGCCUUCCAAACGACUCUGUCAAACCGUUGCCACAGAGUGACAUGAAUGCCAGGAAAGAGUACAUAGUGGCAAAGUACGCCGAGCGGCGGUUUGUCCAGCGCAGAGAAGAAGCCGAUCCCGUCCGGCUGUAUGACGCCGUGAGGAGUCAUGACCUCGCCUCUCUCCUGCAGCUCUACGCUGAAGGAGCGGAGCUCGCCAAACCGCUCACACUCCCCGACGGACAGGGGAUCAAAGAGACCGCUCUCCAUCUCGCUGUCCGUCUGGAGGACAGAAGUUCAUUGGCACUGGUGGAUUUCCUCUGCCAGAACAGCAACUGUCUGGAGAAGAGAACAGCGGAAGGAAACACGGCUCUUCACUACAGCGUCCUGCAUUACAAGCCAGAGUCUCUCAAGUUACUGCUCAAGGCAAAGGCAGCUCUUCAAACAGUUAACUCAGCAGGAGAGACGGCCCUCGAUGUUGCCCGGAGGCUGCAGCGUUCACAAUGUGUCGAGCUGUUGGAGCUGGCCCAGAGUGGGAAGUUCAACGCCCAGAUCCACGUGGAGUUCAUGUGGGAGACGCAGUCACAGGAGUUUUAUGACAGUGAGGAUGACCUGGAUGAGAGGGUCAGCCCGUUACCCAACAAACGCUCUCCUCUGUCAACGAACGGAGGCGGUGGAUCUGCCUUUUCUCGCUGGAGUUUGGUUAACGGUGCCAAUGGAACUUCGGCAAGCAGGCCAUGUCAGACGUAUGAGAAUAUAGACUUUUUAUAUAACAGUUCCCCCACCGGAGCGACAGCACCACCGCUGCCGGUUAAAUCCAUCCAGAGAGGUCGCUCGGACCCCCAGAUUUCGGUGACGACACAGGAAGGCAACCCCAUCCCACGGCGCUGCUCGUCCAGCCCCCAGACGCAGGCGAGACACAGCACGCAUUCAGCCGUCACAGAAACACAAGGCCAAGCGGGGAGACCACCUAGGUCUCCUCACGCACAGGGAGGCUUAAAGGGACAGAAGCAGGCCUGGGAGGGUCAACCCGGCGCUAGUGGCUCCCAAAGCAGCGUCGCGUCGACAGCGUCCUCUCAGAACCACAUGGGGCCCGUCAGCUCUGAGAAGACCACGUCGUAUCGCCGGACCAGCAGCGGAGGAGGCAGUCAGGGGAAGUGUGGCGUGAUGUCUCCGAGUUGUGUGGGCAGCCAGGAGGAGCUGUACUGCAGCUUAGUGGGGAACAGUCCCCCGGCUCCUGCUCCCCCCCCAGCACCGUCAUCCUCACCCACUGUGGGCUGUGUCCCGCGACCUCGCAGGAAUGCUAUGGUUUCAGGCAGCAGGCCACAUCACAAGCGUGUCAAGGCUUUAGUGGACUGUAGAGCGGUCAGUUCUGAGCAGCUCGCCUUUUUUAAAGAUGAGAUCAUUGUGGUCACGGCCACUAGUGACCCCCACUGGUGGGUCGGUCACAUCGAGGGGGACACGAGCAGGAGUGGGACAUUUCCUGUCAACUAUGUGCACAAACUGACAGACUGAAGCAUCAUGGGGAGUAUAAAUGUAAUGCAUGAUAAUAUAGCAGAACGAGUCAACCGGCGCGGGAUGUUUUCUGGAGCUUGUCGCAACAACACAAGAGGAUUUAAACCCUCAGGAGAGGAUGAUGUUAUUCUCCUGGACGUAAUGGAAACUGAAAGGUUUGGCAAAGAGACAGUUUUUCCCCACAACAUGAUGCCAAAGGACACCUGAGGAUGUACGCUCUUUUAGGGAAUUAUAUCCUUAACAUAUACUCAUUCUAGAAAAUCUACAAGGGAACUUAAAGGUUGUCACUGCCACAUGAAACCUCUCUGGUAACGACAGAGUUAUGUGCUUAGUGUUUUUAACUGAAUCCUGUUUCUCCAGUUGUGUAAAAACAUGAACAACUUUUUUUUUUUUUUAAAUGCAUUUUUGGAAACUGCUUUAAUUUCCAUUUUACCUUUAAACAGAUUAUAUUUUACAUUUUUAAGUAAUCCAUACUGAUCUGGGAUCUGUGCCUAGAGGAAAAAAAAACCUCCCUAAGGAGAAAAAAAAAACAUUUCAGGCACUUUAAACUCACAGAGAAGAAAUCGUGUGAAGAGUUGGCAGCGCUGUACACAGCCAGCUGCUGUACAGAGAUGUAGCUGCUUAAUGAUGUUGAGUCUUUUUGAAUCAUAGUAUACUCAGACUUUGAUUUGAGCUCCAAAGCCUGUCUAGUGUCUGUUGCAGCCUGCACCGGGACUCGUAUGGCUUUGUGCCUGCCGGUCUGUCUCCAAACAAAAAAUGGGGCAGGCGUCUGGGCGAACCCGGGGAGAGAUCUGAAACUUUUAACUCACCAUCGUGAAUCUGGGCACAGCAUGCAGACUGCAACGAGAGUGGAGGAUCUAAUUUCUUCUGGCUCCAAGCAUCUUGUCUCCGGAGAACGGCUCUAAAUGGCUCUGUGUCAAAAAAAAAAGAAGGCUGCUCUACCAGGAAAUGGCACUCUGAAAAGAGCGUGUUAGAAACAGCACCCCGCUGCAGUCAUUUGUUCAGUGUGUAUUGUAUACACACACACACUUGACAGCGUGUGCGUGCAUGUGUGUGUGUAAUACACAAGCACUCUUGCACUUACUGAACACACAAAGUAGCUUCCAGAUUUUAAGGAACCUUUACCUGAGGGAAGGAGAGGUGGAACUGCUCCACUUUUUUUUAUACUAGUUACACAAUGUAACACAUUUCACACAAUUUGUUGUACAUACUUGUCUAAAAAUGUCCAGAGAUGUACAGUAUAUAUAUAACCUGUUGUAUGCAUUAUAAAAGGAUUGAAUCAUUCUA
Messenger RNA from Labrus mixtus (cuckoo wrasse), 4544 nucleotides. It is a transcript of the gene asap3, whose product is annotated as ArfGAP with SH3 domain, ankyrin repeat and PH domain 3. Gene Ontology annotation, molecular function: GTPase activator activity; protein binding. The record is from RefSeq and is a predicted model, not a curated record. The transcript is spliced from 26 exons. The coding region runs from base 261 to 3257 and encodes 998 amino acids. Gene Ontology annotation, biological process: positive regulation of GTPase activity. Gene Ontology annotation, cellular component: cytoplasm. NCBI's taxonomy places the organism in Eukaryota, Metazoa, Chordata, Actinopteri, Labriformes, Labridae.